Molecule: messenger RNA, 3132 nt
Organism: Asterias rubens (European starfish)
Lineage: Eukaryota; Metazoa; Echinodermata; Asteroidea; Forcipulatida; Asteriidae
Product: VPS9 domain-containing protein 1-like
Exons: 15
Coding region: 151-3003 (950 amino acids)
Biological process (GO): vesicle-mediated transport
Cellular component (GO): endocytic vesicle; cytosol
Molecular function (GO): guanyl-nucleotide exchange factor activity; small GTPase binding
Source: RefSeq, a predicted model, not a curated record
GAGUUAAUUUUCCCCCAGCCCAGUUGCCGAAUUUUCUAUCAAAUUCUUACAGCUGGCGACCUAUUUACAGUAGAACGAGUAGGACUCAAUCGAUCAGAUCCAAUGGUCAUAGUGUGAAAUCCUGACAGUCUUGUAUAGUCUUUCACAAAAAUGUCUAUGGAGGGACAUUUGCAGUCGGCAAUGAAGGCUGUUGGCAAGGCUAUCAAGCUCGACGGUGAUGGCAACAGUAGGGAGGCAUACUUCAGGUAUCUUGCCUGCAUUCAGUACAUCUCACAAGUACUACUACAAGAAGCCAAAAAUCAAGGGUAUCAGGGAUCAGUGAAGACAAAAAGUACUGAGAGAAUGGUCAAGUUGGCUCAGCAGUGCAUGGACCGAACUUCAGCCAUUAUGGAAGUCACAGCUUAUGGACAGACAGAUCAACUGUCCCCACCACCUGUUGCCCAAUCGGGUCGAUUUAGUCCCUCCAUCACCUUCAACUCAUCGCCACCCCCAGUGCCCAAGACGGUGGAACAACAACCAAAGCCCGCUCAAGCCUACAAACCUCCGUCCGCCUUCGGCCUGGUGCCGCAACAUACUGAGUACUCAUCAUUAAGAGCUGGUCAGGGAACGGCCACUUCACUGCCAGUCCCUAUGGGCUACAAGAGACCAGUAACAAGAAACGACAAGUUGACACCAUUGGAAGCCGCCUAUUUGGAAAAUCGGCGCUUAAUGAGCGCUUACCAAGCCAGGCUACUGAAACUCAUGGAGACAAGCAGGGGACGAGGCAAGCAGAACAAGACCAAUCUGAACCUUGCCUUACAACGGAGGUUAAUGGAAAAUAUGGCCAUAGCAAGAGCAAGAGAAGCAGCGCUCGCUAAGAAGAUCCAUGAGCGCCACCAGCGUCUCCAGGAAGAAGCUGCGAGGCGGUUCUCGUCCACCGGAGAGCCCACUAAAAUGGAGAUUGAACUCCGACAGAUCUACGCUAGCGUCAUGGAGUUUGAAAAUAACGAGUCCUGGCUUCUUGAAUGGAGGGAAAAGCUCCGUGAGGCGCCCAAAGAUCUGAAAUUCAUCCACUCCCUUAUCAGCCACAUCCUUGCCUGCCAAGAUCAUCCCUUCACACAACUCCUUAAGAAGUUUCAGUUUUCUGUCUACCAGAGUCUUCUUCCACUCAUCCAGAAAGAUGCAGAGGCCCUUGAGCAGAUCAGAGUACCUUACAAGAUGGUUGAGCCUCUCGCUAUGUCAGAUUCCAAGCCGAGAGUCAUCCCUACAGAUAGUUUUGCCGCUCCUGAAGAUCUUGAUGAAAGUCUAGAUGAGGACCUGAUGCGUCGACUCAAAGCCUUGAGGACAUCCAGCCACAUCGACCAAAGAGAAUCUCUGUAUGGUAACAUGCUGGCAUCGUCUUCCUCGCAAGACAAGGAGGAGGAGGAGGGCGAUUUGUGGGAUGAGCUGAACUCCGGGGAUGAAACCCUGGAGGAUGGAAUCAAGGAGGAGACAAGGAAGGGAGAUGGUGAAGAAGAAGCUCCAUCAAAUCACUCAGAAACUACCUCAGUUAAGAGUGUAGGUGACUCGGGUGAUGAGAAAGAGAUCUUGAAGACCCGUUUGCCGAGUAAUGAAGAGCUGACAGAAGGUGGUGAGGGAGACGCAGCAACACAUGAUUCCCCAUUGAGAAGUCGAGAGCCUUCAGUUGGGGAGUCGGGUGAGGAAACCGAUGUCAUACAGAACAAUCUUCAAAGUGAUGAGGAACAGCGAGAUCUUGAAUGUGAUAUUGAAAAAUCAAGAGAACCUUCAAGGAGUUCGGAGAAUCUUGAAGAAGAAGAUGGAGAAGAUGUUUUUGUAGAGACUGAUGUCGUUCAUCGGAUGAGGAGUAUCAGUCUAGAGAUCCAAGACGAUCUUGCAGACGCCCUGACAGAGGGCGAUAAACUCACGAAGAUACUCAAAGACCAGGUCGCAGAAGACUCGGCAGUCGCGGAAGGAAACAUGAAUGGAAAUAUAGAAGAAACAAACGGUAUCAACAGUGGCGAUGAGUCAGAUGUUGCUCCUGAUUUAAGAACUGAAGAUGUUUGUGAUGAUGACUCGGAGACGGCAGGGAAGCAGAAUGUUAGUAGUGAAGGGGUACCUGAAGAUACUCUUGAUCAUAACCUCAAAUCAAACUCAAUCCAAGACACAGACACUUGCUUGGAUUCUGAUGACCAAAGUCAUGAUUGCUCAACACAUGGAGAAGACGCAGUGAGAGAAGACCAAGUCUCUAAAGAUGCAGACUUGUCGUCGAGGGUUGAUGAGAGGACUGAGGAGAGACAGGAAACUAAGAAGACAGAGGAGGAGGAAGCUGAAGAGAGGAUAGCCCGGUUACAGGAGGAGGCGCUACAGAGGCAUCUCAAGCACAUCUCAAAGGAUAUUCAGAACUACUUAGAUAAAUUACAGUCCCUGUUAAUUGCUGUGUAUGAGGAACUAGACAGCGCCCUCGCCAAGGAGCAGUGCAUAGCCGUCAUCGAGAAACAUUUCUUCCACUACAUCUGGCAACCACUCCUUACACUCUUCAGGCGAUCAAAUCUCAGGAAAGAGAUGGCUGCGGCAACAGCUAUGACCAAGUACCAGAAUGCCUUGCCGGAGAAUAUCGGCAUCAUCGGGAAGCUGUGCCUGACAACAGAGGGCGCUGUUCAAGAUGAGAACUCGUACCCGUACCAGCUGGCUGUUGAGGAGUUGAGGAGAAUCAGUGGCUACUUCAGCCCUCUUGAUAAACUGGAAUGUGUCGUAAAAGCUUCACGAGCCAUCAUUACCUGCGUGGGAGACUUUUAUGAAGCUCAGGGUCAGGCAAGAGAAAAUGCUGAGAAUGCUGUAGGUUGUGACGACCUUCUACCCAUCCUUAGCUUUGUAGUCAUUAAGUCUGCUCUUCCUCAUAUCGUCUCAGAAUGUAGCGUCAUGGAGGAGUUCAUUCAUGAAGGAUAUCUGUUUGGCGAAGAAGGCUAUUGUUUAACAACCCUGCAGACAUCGUUAGGAUAUGUACUCAAGCUUGCCGAAGAUUAACUCUUGUCCAUGAAAUACAACCGAAGAAAAGCCUAGAAUACCUUAGCAAGUUCAGGUCCCAUUUUCAUAGAGCUACUUAUCAAUAUAAGCACAAAAAGUAGCUAAGCAUACUGAAAUUACGCUUGUUAG